Molecule: messenger RNA, 2379 nt
Organism: Scheffersomyces stipitis CBS 6054
Lineage: Eukaryota; Fungi; Ascomycota; Pichiomycetes; Serinales; Debaryomycetaceae
Product: putative ubiquitin-specific protease
Exons: 1
Biological process (GO): protein deubiquitination
Cellular component (GO): nucleus; cytosol
Molecular function (GO): cysteine-type endopeptidase activity; cysteine-type deubiquitinase activity
Source: RefSeq, a predicted model, not a curated record
GUCUCCACUAAGUUUGUGGACUACUGGAGAUCAAAGAACACACGCCAACAACAUACGUUGCUAGCCCUGGUCUCAAUUGCGGCUUCGCUCUUCUACUACGUGCUUCUGCCGUCACUUCCUUGGAACCGCAGUACUAUGUUCGCGAAAAGACCUGACAAAUACACUACGGGCCUAAUCAACCUACGGAACGAUUGCUUUGCCAACUCGUCCGUCCAAGCCUAUCUGGCUCUUCCUGGACUUACCGACUACUUGAACAAGUUCAUCACCAGUUUCAAUGAGCUUUCGGCUUUUGCGAAGUCGAAAAAUAUCGACAUCAACAAUGUAAUCCACCACCAGAGACUCAGUACGAAAAAUGGAGAUUCCAGUGCAGCCUCAACUUCAAAGUUCAAAAAUACUAUAUCCAAGUUUGACAUCUCGCUCCAUAUUGGGCUCGCCGACAUCAUCAAGAAACUCCAGGAAACCCAGAUGGCAUCACGAACUAUAUCCGUAUGGACUUUUCUCCACGUACUAGAGGGUAUCUUCAAUGCAAAAAUAUCUCGAUCACAACAUGAUGCCCAUGAAUUGACUCAGCUUAUCAACGAGACGUUAGAGAAUGAAAAUAUCAAAAUCAAAAACUUGCACAAGUACAUCAAGACCAAUCUCCACACCAUUCUCGGACUGAGGGACACUCCUUCACCGAGAGACUACUCGACAUUGGACAAGAUCCAGGUGCCAGAGUUUCCCUUCUCGGGGUUAACUUUGAGCCAGCUCAAGUGUCUCAAGUGUCUUGGGGUAUCUACACCGAACUUUGCUCCGUUCUUGAUGAUCACAUUGCACACGCCACAAAAACUGUCUAGUGACAUCGAAGACAUGUUGAACGACAACAAGACAGAGUCCAUAGAAGGCUACCAAUGCCUCAAGUGUAGGAUCGUCGCGAUAAUAAAUAACGAAAACCACAUGAAGCGUACCAUUCCUGAUCAAGAUGUCAAGCACAUCAACGAACUCAAGAAGUUGAACAACAACUCCAAACUUUGUAUCAAUGACGAUUUGCCAAAAGAAUUGGAAGACUUCAUCCGCGAUUAUAACGUAGGCGGAGUUAAUAUUUCCCAGAUCACUUCGACAGUGUUUAGGCAUACGCAGAUCUUGAAGCCUCCCAAAAUAUUCGGUGUGCACCUCUCUCGUUCAAGCUUCAACGGAGGCAAUGCCACAAGGAAUCCCUGCAAAGUUUCGUUUAAAGAGCACUUGACGUUGUCUAUAGGUAAGGAGUACCACGAGCAGUUAAGACAAUUCCAACACCAGGCAGAGGAAGAGGAGGAAAAGCAGUUGGAGUCGAAAAUCGAAGUCACGGCUGCACAUGUCUUAACCCGCGAUGUAAACGAUAUGGAAGACGAAGACGUCCAAAGAGAAGAUGUCGAUGUUAAAGGAACAGAAGAUGUAGAUGUUGAAGCUAAUGUAGUCGAUAAUGGCACUUCUACAGAUGAUGCUGGAGAAGAAAACGAUCUAGAAGACAACGACACUUCGUCUACUUCAACUGAAGAAUCGAUGCAGCCCUCAGUUAGUACCACGGCCACGAUGCAGAACAGUUCAAUUACCAAUGCCUCCGACAAGUCUCGUACCAUAAACAGCGCUCCAAUUUCAGACGACCAAUCAGAAAAGUUACGGGACCACUUCAAAAAGUUCAAGUUCAACGAAAAUGACGUUUACAAGUACAGACUCAAAGCCAUGAUCAAGCACCAAGGCUCGCACACCCAAGGUCACUACGAGUGCUACAAGAAGAAGCCUUUGUUUGUCAAGGAUAAGGACGGGAACAUAUUCAAAUUGUUCCCCGAGAUUAUUGACGAUUUUAAUGGUGACACAACAUACGAUGUAGUUCCGGCUACCUCUUCUGAGCUUGCAUCAGUGUCCAUGAGGACUUCCUCAGAAGGAACCAAAUCAUCUAUUAACACGGGUCAUUCUUCUUUGGACAAACGUAGAUCAUCUAGCAAUAGCUCUAUGGGCUCCAAGGAUGGAAACGUUCGUCGUAGACUCUCCACUAUGAUGGGCCGUCGUCCAUCUGUGUUCCAAGCUGAUCCGGAGGAAGCCGGUAUUCAAGAGAUUGUCAACUCAGGGUCGGCUACUCCAGCAGAGUUGUUAGUAGAUGAGCCUCGCGAGUACUUCUCAGCUGAGUUGGCCCUGGCUGCUAUUAGCAAAUCGGUCCACGAUUCGCAGAAUAGCCAACAUUCGGAUAAGGUCAAGAUGAAGAAGAUUCCUUCUGCCAUAAAACAACCCUACUGGAGAAUCAGCGAUUCCAAAGUGACUGAGGUAAGUCGAAGCACAAUGAUGCUUGAAAUGACAAGUGUCUACAUGUUGUACUACGAGAGAGUCGACCGCAAACAAAUCAAACAUUCCCAAAUAGUUUAG